This is a messenger RNA of Fonticula alba, 737 nucleotides long. RefSeq names its product 40S ribosomal protein S15a. Gene Ontology annotation, biological process: translation. Lineage: Eukaryota; Rotosphaerida; Fonticulaceae. The transcript is spliced from 2 exons. The coding region runs from base 61 to 453 and encodes 130 amino acids. The record is from RefSeq and is a predicted model, not a curated record. Gene Ontology annotation, cellular component: ribosome; cytosolic small ribosomal subunit. Gene Ontology annotation, molecular function: structural constituent of ribosome.
CGGACCUCUUCGAUUGUUUUCCGUGUUUCUCCAUCCGGUUCACCGUCGUAAUCCGUCACAAUGGUCCGCAUCUCCGUCCUCGCCGAUACCCUCAAGUCCAUCAACAACGCCGAGAAGCGCGGCAAGCGCCAGGUCCUCGUCCGCCCCUCCUCCAAGGUCGUGGUCAAGUUCCUGACCGUCAUGCAGAAGCACAACUACAUUGGCGACUUCGAGGUUGUCGAUGACCGCCGCGCCGGCAAGAUCGUCAUCAACCUCCUCGGCCGCAUCAACAAGUGCGGUGCCAUCUCCCCCCGCUACGACAUCAAGCUCAACGAGAUCGAGCGCUGGGUCUCCUACCUGCUGCCCGCCCGCCAGUUCGGUUUCUUCGUCAUCACCUCUUCCGCUGGUAUCAUGGACCACGAGGAGGCCCGCCGCAAGAACGUUGGUGGCAAGAUCCUCGGCUUCUUCUACUAAGCAGCCCCGGUCUGUUGUGUGCCCGCCCGCCCGCGUGCGCGCGCAUGCGCCGUGCUGCGUGAGCGCCGGAUGAAAGCACCGUGCUCGCAUGUGUGUGCUGCCCUCCCCCGCCACUUCUCAUCGCGCUCGCCCGACGACACGCGCCGCAUGUGUGGCACCAUCCGUCGUCAGAGACAUCCCAUAUACAUGAGCGCGUCCGUGCGCGCGCCCCCCGUCCGUGUUCCCCCUCCCGGAUAUGGUGUGUGUGCGCAUGCGUCCCCACAAAAUAUAUACUGAUGGCACUC